AUGGCUAUUUUCAGCGUGUACGUGGUCAACAAAGCCGGCGGCCUGAUCUACCAGCUCGACAGCUACGCGCCACGAGCCGAGGCUGAGAAAACCUUCAGCUACCCGCUCGACCUGCUGCUCAAGCUACACGACGAGCGAGUGCUAGUGGCCUUCGGCCAGCGCGACGGCAUCCGCGUGGGCCACGCAGUGCUGGCCAUCAACGGCAAGGACGUGAACGGCAAGUACACGGCCGAUGGCAAAGAGGUGCUGGAGUAUCUCGGAAACCCUGCCAACUAUCCCGUGUCCGUGCGAUUCGGCCGGCCCCGCCUCACCUCCAAUGAGAAGCUCAUGCUGGCCUCCAUGUUCCACUCGCUGUUCGCAAUCGGCUCUCAGCUGUCUCCCGAGCAGGGCAGCUCGGGCAUUGAGGUGCUGGAGACAGACACAUUCAAGCUGCACUGCUUCCAGACCCUGACAGGAAUCAAGUUUGUGGUGCUGGCAGACCCUAGGCAAGCCGGAAUAGACUCUCUGCUCCGAAAGAUUUAUGAGAUCUACUCAGACUUCGCCCUCAAGAAUCCAUUCUACUCCCUGGAAAUGCCUAUCAGGUGUGAGCUGUUCGACCAGAACCUGAAGUUAGCCCUGGAGGUGGCAGAGAAGGCUGGAACUUUUGGACCCGGGUCAUAG
Molecule: messenger RNA, 660 nt
Organism: Pipistrellus nathusii (Nathusius's pipistrelle)
Lineage: Eukaryota; Metazoa; Chordata; Mammalia; Chiroptera; Vespertilionidae
Source: the annotation of a GenBank genome assembly